Molecule: messenger RNA, 445 nt
Organism: Hibiscus syriacus
Lineage: Eukaryota; Viridiplantae; Streptophyta; Magnoliopsida; Malvales; Malvaceae
Product: LEC14B protein-like
Exons: 3
Biological process (GO): proteasome-mediated ubiquitin-dependent protein catabolic process
Cellular component (GO): Cul4-RING E3 ubiquitin ligase complex
Molecular function (GO): protein binding
Source: RefSeq, a predicted model, not a curated record
AUAAGGGUCGGUCUUGCGUACUCUUAUUCGCUGUUAUUCCCCCCCCCCCCCCGAACACAGCACGGCCAAAAGUACAUUUACACCGGAUCUCAUGAUUCUCGUGUUUAUAUUUAUGUGGUAACCGGAGCCCAAGUUGCAGUACUGAAGCACCAUACAUCACUAGUAAGAGAUUGUAGUUGGCACCCGAGCUACCCUAUGUUGGUAAGCUCUUCUUGGGACGGGGGCUUGGUUAAGUGGGAAUUCCCCGGUAACGAAGCACCGGUCUCUACGAACAAGAAGAGAGUCCGGACGCAAUAUUAUUUUGAACACAUUCCGUAGCAUCUGUAAGCUAUAAUCAUACUACAUACACAAUAUUUUUCAUUAGUAUUGAAUAAGGUGUAAUUGUUUAACGAAAAAUCUAGCCGUACAUAAAUAAACAAUACAACUCUCCGUGUAAGUUUGUUCA